UUAUGACGUGUCCCAUGUCUCGUCAGUCCGUCCCAUGUCAGCGGAAAUGAUAUGAAAACAACAUGGCGGAGAUACGUACAGUUGAAUUUGUAUAACAGAGAGAAUUUUGUACUCAUAGCUUGUUUAGAUCGCGAGGAAUUCAAUCAGAAAAUUACUAGAGUGUUCAAAGAUGGAUAACCUUUAUCAGGAGACAAAUCGGCUUAUCGUUGGAGUUCAGGGACUGCUAAGUAAACUCAGCACUGCGCAUCCGGAUUCACUGAAUGCCAUUGAACAGGAAAUAGAACAAAACCUGGAGAAGGUCUCAUCCAACUGUGAUCGUCUGACCAUCCUCAUUAACAAGGAGCCACCACAGAAGAAACAGAGCGCGAGGAUAAAAGUGGACCAACUAACAUAUGAUUUAAGACACCUGAAGACAGGCUUCAACAAUUACCAGCAGCGUAAAAUGAUGAGGGAACAAGAAGAAAGGGAAAGAGAAGAACUACUCAACAGAAGGUUCACAACUAAUAGUGGUGAAACAUCUAUCAUGAUAGACCAUGCCCUACAACACAACACUUCCCUUCAAAAUGCUGACAGAGGAAUAAGUGAUUUAUUGUCCAGUGGGUCCAGUAUUUUGACAAGCUUACGAGAUCAGCGUCUCACCUUAAAAGGAGCUCACAAGAGAAUAUUAGAUAUUGCCAGCACUCUUGGCCUUUCCAAUACUGUUAUGAGAUUGAUUGACAAGAGAGCUACCCAGGACAAAUGGAUUGUGUUUGGAGGAAUGAUAGUUACUUGUAUAAUAAUUUUCUUAGUAGUGAAGUACUUAACAUGAUAUCCAUGGAGCAAGCUAUAAUACGUUUUUAAAUAUUGCUCGUGAAAAAAGUACGUACACCUCAAAGACAGACAUUUUCUGUUAAAUCUUUUCCUUUAUCAACUGUAGACUACAUGUAUAAGAACAAACCUAAGUUUAGAAAUUCUGUGCCAAAUUUUCAUUUUAGAGAAAAAUGAACCAUAUGUAAAGAAGGUGCCUAUUGUAAAGUAGUUUUAUUCAAUUGGGGCCCAUCUACACCAGGCAAAUUUUAUAAGUGCAGAGGUUGAAUAUUAGUCUUGCCAAGGUCAGACUUCAAAAGUGGCUGCAUCCCGCCUUGGAGUAGGAAAAAUUAAAACCAACAGAUCUGUCAAUGAAUUUUGAGGAAAACACAAAGAGAAGGCACUCAAUUUCGACAUUUGUGGUUAGCAAAUAAUUUUAAUUCUUUAUUUUUAAGCCUUGAUAUGAUUACAGAAAGUAAACAUUUGGUAAUUUGGUAAUUUCCCAACCUGUCUGCGCUUCAGAAACAUACGGUCUAUCCCUAAAAAGUCUAAAAACGUUUGUCAACAAUAUAACCUGUUUCCUUCAUCUCUGCAAGUACUCUAACUUAGGAACUUGUAAAAAAGUAUUUGUGAACUCUACAUUCAAGAGUACAGGCUGCAAGCCCGUUUUCCCAUAGAUAUUCACCAUAAAUAUUAAAACAAAUUUCUAAAGGACAGUUCAA
Messenger RNA from Orbicella faveolata, 1508 nucleotides. RefSeq names its product Golgi SNAP receptor complex member 2-like. Lineage: Eukaryota; Metazoa; Cnidaria; Anthozoa; Scleractinia; Merulinidae. Gene Ontology annotation, molecular function: SNARE binding; SNAP receptor activity. Gene Ontology annotation, biological process: vesicle-mediated transport; vesicle fusion. The record is from RefSeq and is a predicted model, not a curated record. Gene Ontology annotation, cellular component: SNARE complex; late endosome membrane; endoplasmic reticulum membrane.